UUUUCACGCUUAUUGUUAACGCCAUACACACACAUUACAGAUAUAUACUUGUCUCCCUUCUUCUCCUACCUUUUCCAUUUCCUUAUUCUCGUGAGAGGGAGACAAUUGCAACCCGCAACGCCAGACGCUUCGAUCAAAUUAGUCAAUCAAUGUACGCCGCUUGAUAACUACGCAUAAAUUGGCUCGCGCGCUUUCUAAAUCAGUGAUUAUCAUAAACUAUAAUAUGUGUUGUGAGUGCAUUGGUGGGCUUCUAUGAGCUGUCGAAGGCGCCUAGCAGCCCUGUGAGAUUUGCUGCUUCACAAGGUCAGUUCACGAGAUCCUUUGUCUCCAAAGUUCACCUAUUUCCACACCAUAUUUUUUUGGUCCUUCUCCCUGGAUAUACUUUCUAUUCCCGCUAUUUAUUUAUUUCUUUCAUUUCUACGCCUAAUCCGCUAUAUUUUACAUACUUUUACAUACAUUUACACGCUACACACACGCCACACGCCGCUUACGCCACGACGCCAUUUUCUUUUAAAUUCUAACAAUGGCCGAGAAAGAAGAUUUGCAAUUAGAAAUACGCUUGCUUCAAGCGAAGCAACAAAGCUUUUAUAAGCAUAUACAAACCCUGUACGAUUUGUCGCAAAAUUUAAAAGAUGACGUAACCAUCAAAAACUUUUUAAUUAGACUUAAAUGUUUAGAUAAUUUAAGAAGUGAUUACGUGUCGGUUACAGACCAACUGAAUAUAUCUAACUUAAAAGCCAACCCCAAAUCGCUUAUUAAUUUUGAUACUUUAACUUCUUUUGACGAACUAUUCUGUCACAUUAAAAGUGUUGAAUCAGAUAUAUUAGAUAAAUUAGCACGAAAUAAAACGCACAAUUUAGAUCUCCUCAAAAAACUGCCUGCUUUGGAGUUAAGGGGUUUUGACGGAAAUCCAACGCAUUGGUCUGCUUUUUAUGAAAACUUUAAAACGCUUAUACACAACAACGAAAACUUAUGUAACGCCGAAAAAAUACAAUAUUUAUUAGGCAAAUUAUCAGGAAAAGCCUUGUUAGUUUGUUCUGGGAUACAGCCGGUAGCCAGUAACUAUGAAUUAAUUUGGAAUUCGCUUAUCGAAAAAUAUGAAGACAAAAGAACGCUAGGAUCAAUGUAUUUAGAACAGAUAUUGAAUUUUAAAGGUAAUCAUACGCUAACGCAAACCUCAUUAGAAUUAUUUAUUGAGCAAUUUUGUUCUGCACAAGCCGCAUUAUCAUUAUUAGGUAUUUCUGACUUAACGGACUUUAUAUUUUUACAUAUAGGUUUGAAUAAGUUAGACAAGGAAACUGUAAUGCUAUUUGAGCAAACGCAUCGUAGUGAGAAAAUACCAUCUUUCGCGUCUUUAGUAGAAUUUGUCAAAGAACAAAACAAAAUAUUCACGUUACGUAACUCAUCGCCGCAGACUUCUAAACAAAAUUGGAAGGUAAACGCAAAACAAAUAAACCGAACGCCGCACGCUCGCUCGCUUCACGUAGAUUAUAAUAAACCUAGUACGUCUGAUCAUAAUAGGCAAACUCAAAGAUGUCCUGAUUGCGAACAGGAUCAUCAUCUUUUCAGAUGUAAUAAAUUCAAUGAACGCGAUCCAAAAUCUAAGAUACAAUUUGUUCGGUCUAACAAAUUAUGUAUUAAUUGUUUAAGUGGAUUUCAUGUACUAGAAAAUUGCAGAAGUAAGAUAAGAUGCUUCUGUGGGGCUGCACACCAUUCGAAAUUGCAUUCGGGAAUCGAACCCGUGAAACAUAGCCACGCGCAAGUGUCAACGCUCCUCUGUAAAAAUGUUGCCCCCCCGCAGCCCGCGCACGCGCAACCGCUGACCGAGUGCGAUAGCACUCGACGUGACGUGGGAUCGACCGAGUCGCCGGCGCUCGCGCGGAAUGUGCCUACCAACUUCAGUCGCCCGCCGGCCGCCGCCGGGAGUGACGCGUCACUUCAUUCUUUAAAAAUACAGACGAAAGAUACGACAGUGUUACUUCCGACUGCAGUAGUAUAUGUUUAUAACAAUGCUGGUGAACGUUUUAAGAUGCGAGUGCUGUUAGACACCGGUAGUUCGUGUCAUAUAGUAACUAAAUCGCUUUGUAAUCGAUUAAACUUAAAAAUUAAUAAGUCUAAUACGACACUACAUGCUUUAGGUGACAAUCAAGUGAACGCACAGGGACACGCAUUUUUAACGUUUGAAUCUCGCUUACAAAAUAGAUGUAAAUAUUCUAUAAAAGCUUGCGUUAUGGAUGCAAUUUCGCGAAAUAUUCCAAAUGAUAUUAUAGAUUUAAAUAAUUUACAUCAUAUAAAAGGAUUACCUCUCGCUGAUGAGGAAUUUUAUUCGCCUGGUGAUAUUGAUUGCCUUAUCGGAAAUGAAUUAUUUCCAUUUCUUUUAGAAAAUAAUAAGGUAGCACACCCUGAUUCGUCCGUGGCCGCUAUUCAAACUACACUCGGCUACAUUUUAAUGGGAAAAGCAAGCUACUUAACGCCCUCACAUUCGAAAGAAAAAUCUUUUCAUAUUUUCUCUGAAAAUACUGAAUCGAAUUUAGAUAAAUUAACGCAACGCUUUUGGGAACUGGACUCAGUACCUACUAAGAUACAUGUAAGUCAGGAUGAUUCCGCUUGCGAACGCAUUUUUUCAGAUAAUAUUUCACGCGAUAUAUCGUCAGGUCGUUAUAUUGUCUCCCUACCUUUCAAAUAUGAUACCAAAUUACUUGGUGAUUCAUUCGCAAUUGCUAAACGCUGUUUAUUACGCUUAGAAAAACAAUUUAAUAAUAAUCCAUCGCUACGCUCCGAUUACAACGCGACCCUUAAAUCUUACAUAGAUGAAGGUUAUCUUAAUAAAGUUAGCCAAUCCUCACGCAAUAUUAAUUCUUAUUAUAUUCCGCAUCGUGCUGUCUGUCGGCCUGACAAGCAAACCUCCAAAACGCGUAUUGUUUUGAACGCCUCAUGUAAAACCACUUCAGGAAAAUCGCUUAACGAUUUGUUAUAUACAGGUCCAAAUCUACAAAGCAAUAUUUUUGAUCUACUACUUAAUCUACGCCUGUAUUCUGUCGCUUUAAGUGCUGACGUGGAAAAAAUGUAUUUUAGAAUUAAACUUAAACCAGAAGAUCAUCGUUAUCAGCGUAUUCUGUAUAGGUUCGAUUCAAAUGAUCCUAUUGAUACGUAUGAAUUUAAUUGUGUAUCUUUCGGUCUGUCAGCGUCACCAUACCUCGCGAUGCGUGUGAUUAAAGAACUAGCUAACGAUGAACGCUCACGAUAUCCAGCAGGCGCUUGGGCAGCUGGACGGCAUUUCUAUAUGGACGAUUUCGUCUCCUCCGUCCCUUCUUUAGAAGAUGCUACGAACCUUUACUAUGAGCUCGUUAAUUUGUUCAACGCUGGUGGUUUUAAAUUAACAAAAUGGAUAUCAAAUAAUACUCGCUUACUUCAAGAAAUUCCGCCUGAAUUACGCUCGCCUAACAUCGUUCAGUUUGAUGAACACUCAAUAACCGCUAGUACAAAAAUAGUUGGCUUACAAUGGGAGCCUAACGAUGAUGUUUUUACGUUUAAAGUAAAUGUACCUACAGAAUAUAAGUGCACCAAACGCAUUAUUCUGUCCGUCACCGCCCGCCUUUUCGAUCCGCUUUCUUUAUUGGGUCCUGUAACCGCCUUAUUAAAAUUAUUAGUGCAAGAAUGCUGGAAACAAAAUCUACACUGGGACGAAGAAGUUUCUACUAGUAUAAGUGACCAAUGGUUUCAGUUACAACGCGAGCUACAUUUGUUAGAAAGGUUGCAGAUUCCGCGACAUAUAGGUAUUUUUCAAACCACAAACAAUAUUUCGCUUAUAGGGUUUGCAGAUGCUAGUGAAAAGUGUUACGGAGCUGUAAUUUACCUGCGCGUAAGCUCUAGUGAAUCAGGUGACGGUCAAAUCACAUUACUCUGUUCGCGGUCUAGAGUAGCUUCCCCUAAAGGUAAUGUGUCUUUACCGCGACUCGAACUUUGCGCUAAUCUUUUAUUAUCAAAUUUAAUUGUCGCUGUAAAAGACUCAAUAAGUGAACGCGUAACAAUAAAUAAAAUAUACGCUUUUUCUGACUCCACGAUCGCACUUUCGUGGGUCCGCUCGCCUGCACAUAGGUUUCAAACCUUUGUUGCAAAUAGAAUCGCCGCUAUAAACGCUAAUCUUCCAGCUGAAAACUGGUUCCAUAUUUCUGGUAAAGAAAAUCCCGCCGAUAUAAUAUCACGCCCUAUUUUACCCGCUAAGUUUAUAAAUAAUACGCUUUGGUUUCACGGACCUCCGUGGGCCACGCUUCCUUUCAAAGAAUGGCCAAUCAAUGAAUGUCAUUCUCACGCUAUCGAUGAACUACCUGAACAUAAAACGCUUAUUUCUUUAACCGCUAAAGUCUGUACAGAUAAUGAAAGUACCGAUUUAUAUUAUAACUCCGCGAUGCGCAUGUCAAAUUGGAAUAAAUUCAUACACUCUUGGGUGUAUGUGCUUCGCUUUACUAAAACUUUAAAAUCGCAAGGCAAUAUUACUGUCGCUGAUUUAGAAAUUGCUGAAAAUUACAUUUUACGAGCUAUACAAAAAAGGCAUUGUUUAAAUAUUAAUAGCCCAGCUUUGCGAAAGCUCAAUGCGUUCCUAGAUUCAAAUAAAAUUAUACGUGUUGGAGGCCGACUGUCUCAGUCACAAUUGGGAUAUUCGCAGAUGCACCCAGUCGUCCUUCCGUCUAAAGAUCGCAUAGUGCACUUGCUCGUAGAUUAUUUUCAUAGGCAGAAUACACACGCAGGGCCUGCUCUAUUGCUUGCUCUAUUACGCCAAAAUUAUUGGGUUAUCGCCGCUCGUAACAUGGUACGCCAACGAGUACAAAGCUGUAAUCGUUGUUUCAAGCUUAAGCCAAAAAAUACCUUCCCUGUUAUGGGCGACCUGCCCCCCUAUCGCGUAAGCGAAGUAAAAAGCUUCGUUUUCUCGGGCGUUGAUUUCGCAGGGCCCCUCUACAUAACGCCUUAUCGCCGCCGCGGUGUAAAAAGCAUAAAAGCUUACCUGUGCCUAUUUGUUUGCUUAACUACAAAAGCUCUACAUCUAGAGCUAGUGAGCGAUUUAAGUACAGAGUCAUUUUUAAACGCUUUUAAAAGAUUUAUUUCUAGAAAAGGCCCUAUUUCUUUAAUAAGAAGCGACUCGGGAGGCGCUUUUGUUAAAGCGGAUAGAUGUCUGAAGGAAAUUCACGAGCUUUUGUCAAAGGAUAAAUUUUUAGACCAACAUUUAGCAGAUUUACGCAUACAACUCCAAAGAAACCCACCUUACGCUCCGCAUUUCGGUGGAAUAUGGGAGAGUAACAUUAAAUCUGUUAAAACCCAUCUAUUUAGGGUCAUUGGAAAUCAAAUUUUGACAUACGAAGAGCUUAACACUGUCCUUAUUCAAAUUGAAGGAAUAAUGAACAGUCGCCCGCUCUGUGUAUUAAGUUCAGAUCCUUCCGAUCUCACUGCUCUAACACCAUCGCAUUUUUUGAAUAUAACACCACUUAAAUACUUACCGGCUGAGGACCUUACGGACGUACCUCAGAACAGGCUUACUCGCUAUCAGUUGUUGUCAAAACUGGUCCAAUCAUAUUGGGACAGAUGGAACCGUGAAUACCUAACUUCGCUUCAAAGUAGACAAAAAUGGAACACUCCAUCAAAUCCGAUUAAAGUAGGAUGUAUUGUCAUUAUUCGAGACGAUAACUCACCGCCUCUUAGUUGGCCUCUAGCCAUAGUAGAGGAGCUCUAUCCCGGUAGAGACGGUAUCGUACGAGCCGCUAGAGUUAAGACUAGAAUUGGUUACUAUACAAGAGCUGUAGUAAGGCUUUGCCCUCUACCUCUUCAAUAAUAUUCGCACUUUAAUAUUAACGCUUUAACCUAAUUAAUUAAUGUUUAUUUUUAAUUUAUAGUUAGUCUUUUCUUACAACUUUAUUAUAUUAUUUAUACGCUAUCGCAUCAUCGCAAACUUUUAUUUUCCUGAAGGCUUUGCCUCAGCCCGGGGGAUAAAUGUUAACGCCAUACACACACAUUACAGAUAUAUACUUGUCUCCCUUCUUCUCCUACCUUUUCCAUUUCCUUAUUCUCGUGAGAGGGAGACAAUUGCAACCCGCAACGCCAGACGCUUCGAUCAAAUUAGUCAAUCAAUGUACGCCGCUUGAUAACUACGCAUAAAUUGGCUCGCGCGCUUUCUAAAUCAGUGAUUAUCAUAAACUAUAAUAUGUGUUGUGAGUGCAUUGGUGGGCUUCUAUGAGCUGUCGAAGGCGCCUAGCAGCCCUGUGAGAUUUGCUGCUUCACAAGACCGCUUUAGUAUCGUCUACCUUGAAGGCAUUACAUUUGAUGCGGGUUGACCAUGGCGGCAAAGGUGGUACUAUUAUCAACGUCUCAUCUGCAUUGGCAUUGACACAACGCGCACCAAUACCGUUUGUGUACGCUGGUAC
Messenger RNA from Bicyclus anynana (squinting bush brown), 6413 nucleotides. RefSeq lists its product as uncharacterized. The transcript is spliced from 2 exons. NCBI's taxonomy places the organism in Eukaryota, Metazoa, Arthropoda, Insecta, Lepidoptera, Nymphalidae. Gene Ontology annotation, molecular function: nucleic acid binding. Gene Ontology annotation, biological process: DNA integration. The record is from RefSeq and is a predicted model, not a curated record. The coding region runs from base 524 to 5824 and encodes 1766 amino acids.